AUGGACGCGGAGUCUCGCGCAUCGCCCAGGAGGUUGUCUCUGGGAGGGAGAAUCGGCGGGAGCCGCGACGCGGCCAAGGCCAUUUCGGCGCGCAAGAAGGUCAAGUGCUCCGGCGACAAGCCAUGCACGUACUGCAGCAAACGCGACCUGGAGUGCAGCUUCCCCGAGCCGGGGAAGAAGCGGGUCUACUCCGUCACGAGAAUCCAGGAUCUCCAGGAACGGUUGGCGCGAUAUGAGAAUCACGGGCUGGGAUUUGCGAUUACAGAGGACCGAGAUAAUGAGACAAUCAGAGUAGCUGGAGAACCGACCGAGAACUCUCGCCGACCUACGACCAGCGCUACGGCGCAUACACCUACUGAUAAUGCCACGCAGGUCAAUGCUGCCUCCACGUUGCUUGGGUUGGCUUUGGACCAGCUUACCUCUCCUCCGUCGACAAGCACAUUACCAAGAGGAAGUGUGAGCAACAUUGUCGAGUCUUCGCCGGGUUCAACUAUCCCCGCAGACUCGACCCUGAGCUCAAGCCACAACUUCGGAUCCCGCCUCCAGAACCUCCUCGAGCAUCCACGUCUAAGCGGCGUAGACAACAACCAGCCUCCUCGUCGCCAACUAUCGCAGCCCCCGCCACCUCGUCCGAAAGAUGAAGCACCCUCUCUACCGUCAGAAGAAGAAGGGCGGAAGCUCUUCGAGAGCAUGUCCUUCUUCAUCGGCUACACGCAACAUCACAUCGACACGCGAGAGUUCUCCGACCGGCUCGCCUUCUUCUACGCCAACCUCGGCGACCCGUCGCAGACGCAGACGCCGUGGUAUCUGGAGAUGAUACUGGUAUUCGCCAUCGGGAAGCUGUUCUCGGGGAAGUUUGACGGUGGUGAGAGAACGGAGUUGCCGGGCUGGGGCAUGUUUACGUAUGUCCAGACGAGGCUGCCGAGCUUGAGCGAGUUGUACGGCUUGGGGAAGCUGGGGAUUGAGAUACAUGCCUUGGCUGCGGUGUAUCUGCAGAAUGCGAACAGGAAGGAGGAGGCGUACUUAUAUAUUAGUUCUGCUCUUCGACUUGCUACGACCCAUGGGUACCACCGAAAGUCGGGGACGAAGCAUUUGUUGCAGUCGGAGAAGGUACACUUGAAUCGACUGUGGUGGACGGUGUAUAUGCAAGAGAGGCGACUCGCUGCUGCGACUGGCAACCCUUCUGGUAUCGUGGACGAUGUCAUAGAGAUCGAGAUGCCAAUCGACUCACCUGGAUUCCCUCCGGCAUUACCAUUGCGAACAAACAUCAAAAUUGCAAGGGUCACGGGUCGAAUUCUAUCCACCAUCUACGGCCCGGGUAACCAUCCAGAAGAGAUGUUCGUACCGAACGUCCAAGAAAUCGUGCAGUCGCUUUACUGGAUCGCGAAAGAGGUCCCCGGAGACUUUUCGAGCAAGCUGUUCGACAUUCCUUCCAUGGAGGGAGAUGUGUCGUUGAGGACAUCGGCUUAUCUUCACAUGAUGUUAUACCAAGCAAUCCUUCUCACGAUUCGCCCCGUCAUGCUGCACGUGUCAAAGCUCAUAUUCGACGAUGAGAAUGGAUCCAAUCUUGGUCUUGCCUCAUCGCCACUCAACCGGUUAACAACAUUCGGUUUCUUCGAUCUCGACGCGAUCUUCUCCGCUGCGUUCAUCAUGAUCUUAACCCUGAUUAUCGACUCGACCUGCGAUGGAAGCCAAAAGCUCGCGCCUACUCCUGGGCUCUCUGAGGCGCUGGAAAUUCUCGACUACUUGGUCGGCUGUGGUAACGAGUUUGCGCUACAGAGAGCCCGCGAAGUCCGCCGUAUGAGGGACCACUUAUCGACAUUCUUGGAUAUCCCCAAGAACAGCCCGAGCGAGGUGCGCACCAGCAGGCCGGACCCAGCAGCCAAGACUGCGGUGAACCAAGGAGGUUCGAGCAUAACAGUGUCAACGGGCAACGAAGAGGAUUCUGAAAUGCGACAGCAACCCUUCCCGGGCUUGACGCCGAGGAACUCGGGCGGGGUCGAAGUGCUGACGCCCUCUGGGCGGAGCAGUCAACUGGGUUCGAGAAGUCUGUUGGAUUCGAGCCUGUGGAAUGACAUCUCGUAUCUGUGGAUACAGCCCUCGAGCAGUGACGACCCGCAGCCGUCUGAGCAGGCGAAUGGGAUGGACUUGUUGCCUGAUGAUGCGUACAAUUGUUAUUCGAUAUAUCAUAAUCAGGAUCUUGAGCUUACUGGGCAGGAUUUGGGAGACUUUGGGGAACUGGAGAGGCAUAUUCUCGGUUUAACCCAGUUGCCAGACAAGCAGGCGGAACUCCGGCUCCGUGGCGACCUCCCUCACAACCUCCCAGAAACCCUCCCUGCCGACUUCCUCGCCCGCUGCCCGAAACUCUCACGAGAGCAGGCAGGACACCUACGCCAUUUCCAUAAUCUCACGACACAUACCGACGGUGAAUGGAGACAUAUGGGAAGUCAGGAACCGGGUCAGGAAUGGCUCGAUGCGUAUCGCUAUCAGCUGGCCACGAUGGCUUACACCGCUGGCGCAGCGCACUAUCACCACAUGCCUGCACUGAGGUCGAUGUUCAAGGCGCUCUUAGAGAACAUCAUCCACAAGAUGCUGUUGAGAGACGUCUGGGGCUACUGGUUUCUGACGAGUCACAGUGGGAUUAUGCUUGACCCGGACCUGAAGGAACUGAGGAAGCCCUGGGCGGAUCCUGUGGUUCGAGAGAACAUCAUGUACUCCGGUCAUCUACUCUUGAUGGUGUCACUUCAUGAGAUGCUGUUCAACGAGGGCAAGUACGAUCAGGAGGAUGCCAUCGCGUUCAACUGGAACCCCGUGUUCUGGGGAAUGGGCCCGGAAAAGUUCUCCUACACGAGGAAGUCGUUGCAAGCAGCCAUUCUGAGAGAAAUGGAACGCGAGAACUGGAUGGGUGUCUGCUGCGAGCCCAAUAGUAUCUUUGUGGUUUGUAACCAAUUUCCCUUGAUCGCACUCCGAUACAACGAUGUCAGGGACAAGGUUAAUUUUUCACCGGAAGUGUUGGAGAAAUACCAGGCUGCUUGGAAGGCAAAGGGCAUGGUUCAAGAAGAAGACGGCUUGUUCUACGACUGGUAUUCGCCCAAGCAGGACCAGAAGAAGCCGGCAGAUGAUUUGGCAUUUUCCUCGUGGGCACUCGCUUUCAUGAAUUCAUGGAACCCAACCUUUGUGCAGAAGACCAGCAGAAACCUCCAGCCGGGAUUUCUCGCGAAGCCAUCCGACGACCACGUAUUCAUACCGCAUCCGAAGGUGUCUUUCAAGAUCCGCGAGCUAGUCACCUCGGAGCAUGUCGACCCCAUGGAUCCAGUCACCUAUACCAAGGCGGCUAAGGCAGUGGCAGAAGAGGGACUGCCCAAGAGCAUGAUACCAUUUACUAAACCUCACUUCGCCUUCGGGGUAAUGUGGGUGUCCGAGCUCGGCGAUCGCGCUGAUUUGGAGGGCAUGCUAUCAUACGCUGAUGCCAAGUUCAACCCUACUUGGGAGAACGGAGGGUUGUUCUACCCUUACAGGAAGUCUGCGACGCCGUAUGACUAUGAGUCACCAGCUGUCGACGUAGUCACUGGGAAUGCGGGCAUCGCGUAUGGACGAUUCAACGUGAUCGAUGGACAGAGGAAGAUUUACGAGAAACCAUGGGACGCGGAACACUUUGCGACUUGCCCGUUUGUGAUGGACGUGGACUUGUCGAACGGGGUGGACUUCUUGCGUGGCAGCUGGGACAGCGAGAUGCAGGCCUUGGCCAUCACCAUGCGCACUUGGGAUGGGAAGAGCACACGGAUCACGCCUCGUGUAUCUGGACUUGAGCAGGGGAAUUACGGGUUGUAUUACAACGGCAAGCUUCGGCUAACGUUCGAGAUGAGCGGCAGGAGCGAAAGCUUUGGGAUUGACUUGGAGGUUACGGGAGACGAGGUUGACAUCGUUUUGAUGAGAGAUCAGUAG
Colletotrichum karsti is the source of this 3945-nucleotide messenger RNA. RefSeq lists its product as uncharacterized. Gene Ontology annotation, molecular function: DNA-binding transcription factor activity, RNA polymerase II-specific; zinc ion binding; DNA binding. NCBI's taxonomy places the organism in Eukaryota, Fungi, Ascomycota, Sordariomycetes, Glomerellales, Glomerellaceae. The record is from RefSeq and is a predicted model, not a curated record. The coding region runs from base 1 to 3945 and encodes 1314 amino acids. Gene Ontology annotation, biological process: DNA-templated transcription; regulation of DNA-templated transcription. The transcript is spliced from 15 exons.